Tachysurus fulvidraco (yellow catfish) is the source of this 2683-nucleotide messenger RNA. RefSeq lists its product as uncharacterized. The transcript is spliced from 18 exons. Gene Ontology annotation, biological process: immune response; cell surface receptor signaling pathway; positive regulation of T cell proliferation. Lineage: Eukaryota; Metazoa; Chordata; Actinopteri; Siluriformes; Bagridae. The record is from RefSeq and is a predicted model, not a curated record. Gene Ontology annotation, cellular component: external side of plasma membrane. Bases 81 to 2042 code for a protein of 653 amino acids.
GGGGCCAAUAACAGAGUACUCGUUAACCACGUGAUCUGAAAGUGAAAGAGAAAGGUGUUUAUGUUGUUUUCUUCACAGAAAUGGGGACUGCGCCGAAAAUGUACUUUUAUUUGUUGCUGAUAGUUUUCAUCUGUGACGGGUUCAAUGUCCACGGUCCACCUGGUCCUCUCAUUGUUCAGCUGGGAGACUCAGUGAUGCUGCCGUGCUUUGUGAAAACUCCUCUUCCAUUGGAAGAACUUGAAGUGGAGUGGAAAAGAAAUGACAGUGAAACUCUAGUGCACUUGUGGCAGGAUGGAGAGAGUCGACCAGAGUCUCAGAACAAUCAUUAUUAUGAAAGAGCUCAUUUUUUCACAGAGGAGAUCGCUCAUGGAAACUUCUCCCUCCUGCUUACAGAUGUGACCCGUAAAGAUGCAGGAGUUUAUAAGUGUGCUGUUUACACAAAGCUGGAUUCUGGAGAAACUCUGAUUGAAAUAAAGGAGAUUGAGCGCUUGAUCGUCUCUGGAGCCCACAUUAUAUCUGCCUAUGCAGGUGAAGAUAUCACUCUGAAUUGCUCUGUAGACUCUCAUAUCACACCAGAAAAGAUAGAAGAUGUGUCAUGGAAGAAAACUGAUGAAGAUAUCUUAGUGCUGCUCUAUCAGGAGGGUACGAUCCUGACAGACUCGACCAGUGAGAGAUACGUGGACAGAGUAGAAUUCUUCAGUGCUGAAGAAAGAAUGAAAGGAAACUUCUCUUUGAGACUGAAGGAUGUCCGAACAGAAGACAAAGGGCUGUAUAUGUGUUUAGUGUUCUCUGGGGAAUUAUCAGCUAACACAACUGUGGAGAUACAGCAGCUGGGUCUUUCCUUUCUGCAUAUUGCAAUUUUGAUUUUGUGUAUUCUUGGAUUUGUAAUCGGAUCACUUAUACUAGGCUUCCUAUCUUACACAUCUUAUAAAAAGGAAGAUGACAGCAGGAGAGCGCUAGCUGUACAGUGUGCACAUGUUCUUAUUCCUAAUAUUACUAUGUCCAUUGUCUUUAUCAUCUGGGGUGUUACUGAGGGUUUUUUUAAAGAAGCAGCAACUUGUUCAGCGCUUAAUUUUGUUCGGAUCCUUUUCCUUCUUUGGACAGCACUCCAUUUGAAAACAUUUCAAGAUUUUCCCCGCCGAUUAAUUAACCACUUCCCAAUUUCACUACAGUAUACUGUGAUAACAGCUGUUGCUUAUUUUCGUAUUUUUGUGGAUAUCUUUUCUUAUAUCACAGACACUUUACUAAAAGUGAUUCUGUCACUUCCACCAAGUUUUCUUCUGCUUGCUCUCAUUAUAGGAUGCUGUAGAAGGAUUCAUACAAUUCCAAUGGUUUACAUAGCUAUAGAAUCUAGCAAUUUCGGAAGAAUGAUGGUCAUUGUAUGGCGAUAUGGACUUCAUCAAAUAAAUGUGGCUGCAGCAAUUUUCACUCUCUUCUUUCCAAUCUUGUCAUUGCUUUGGGUUUAUUUUUGUAAUAUUCCCAAACGUUGGAAUUAUUUAUUCUGGGUAUCAGUGAUGUUCAUCCUGGAGGUUCUAAGUACAUCAGGGUCAAUCUACCUCCAUUAUGAUGUAAAGAUUGAUAUGAAAGAACAUGACGCAUUGGUCUGUGUGAAUGCAUUCCUCCACAUCUUGACCCUGAUUGUACUGUUUACACAUUUAAACAAUUUACCAGCACAACAAUCUGAGUCCAGAAACACAGGAACACAGCGAUGUCAUUUGGUUGUGUUCAUGUUUGGUACAGUGGGGGUUGUGUUUGUGAAUGCUGUUGUGUUAUCAGUAGAGCUGAUCCUAAAAGCACGAAAUGGUGAGCGUACAGUGGAUCUGCGACUUAUUCUCCUACCGAUUGAAAGUGUAUUUGCUGUGUGCUGCCUUGCUUUACAAAUAUCUGCUUUCUGGAAGAAGAAAAGAGAAAGGUUUAGAGAAGACAUAGAGAAGCUGCGACAGCUGUGUGUGUGUAAACAGAGACAGAGGGAUUCACCUCCACAAAGUAAUGAACAUGAACUGGAGAAUCUGGCUUCUGUUCCUCAGCCCUCAGGGUCUUAGCAGGUGCUUACAUGCACUACACAUAAUAUACAAUAUGUAUUUAUUAUAUAUAUAUAUAUAUAUAUAAGUAUAAAUGUAGAUAUUAUAUAUAUGUAUCAUUGAUGAUGAAAUAAUAAUGUGUAUUUCAUUAGUAACCUGCCUGCUAAUUAAUCUUUUAAUGAUGCAGAAUGUAGGAAAAGUAUAUUUAUUGUUUUUGAAAAAAACAUUGUUUCAUUUGCAUUUCAAAACGAAUGAGUCAUGACGUGCUGUGUGUGCACUGAAUUUUUAAAAUUUUUAAAAUAUAAAAUGUGGCGUAUAUGUAUAUAGAGUUUUUUUACUUUCUUUAUGAAUCAAAGUUUACAGGAUAAUAUUUUGUUUCAUGUUGCUUGUUUAUGUUAUUGUUACCAAUUCUUGUACUGUACUGGAUUAUUAUUAUUACUGAUACUGAAUUUAGCCAUAUGAAUGUGGAGCUUCCUGGUUUGUUAUAAUAAUGAAACAAAUAUUAAUUCAUUAAUAUUGUUUCAUCACAGUCUUUUUUAUCAUUUUGACUACAGAUGUUGUGUUUUAUUGUUCUACACUUAUUCUGAUUUAAACCAUGACUUUUCUAAGGAAGGCCUCUAACACACUGAUAUUAGAUUUAUAUUAAAAUAAUGCAGAAUGAA